Messenger RNA from Magallana angulata, 1251 nucleotides. RefSeq lists its product as uncharacterized. The record is from RefSeq and is a predicted model, not a curated record. Lineage: Eukaryota; Metazoa; Mollusca; Bivalvia; Ostreida; Ostreidae. Bases 1 to 1251 code for a protein of 416 amino acids. The transcript has a single exon.
AUGAAGGUUCCACAGGAAGAUAGACCUUAUCAACAAUUUCUCUGGCGUGACGUUAAUACGGAAGAGAAACCAGAUGUGUACGAAUUAAGCAGUGUUGUGUUUGGAAUAAAUUCGUCGCCAUUUCAAGCACAGUUUGUAGCACAGACCCAUGCUGAGACAAACAGAGAAACUUACCCUAUGGAAGCAGAGACUGUUUUGAAAUCCACCUACAUGGACGAUAGUAUGGAUUCAGUAUCUACCGAGGAAGAUGGAGUCAAACUCUACAGGCAGCUAUCAGCAUUGUGGGAAAAGGCCGGCAUGUAUGCCAGUAAGUGGCUAUCAAACUCAGUGGGUGUACUGCAGCAUAUCCCACCAGAAGAUGUUGUUCCCGAAGUUGACCUGUAUGACAACAGCUUGCCAUCCGUAAAAACCCUUGGUGUGCUAUGGAAGGCCAAAGAUGACAUCUUCACAUUCAAAGCAAGUCCACAAGAGGAUGAUUUUACUUACACAAAGCGGAACUUUCUACGGAAAAUCGCAAUGCUGUUUGACCCUUUGGGAUUCCUAGGACCGUACACAAUAAGAGCUAAAGUUCUUUUGCAAGAAAUGUGGACUGCAGGUCUUGACUGGGAUGAUGUGUUGAGUGAAGACCUCAUACUGAAAGCUGAGAAGUGGUUUAGAGAAUUGACUGAGCUAUCGCUUAUUGAAGUACCGAGAUGUCUGCGUCUAUCUAAUGGUGGGAUUAUAUCGACUUACCUUCAUACCUUUGUUGAUGCUUCCCAGGACGCGUAUGGAGCUGUAGUUUACCAGAGGUGUAUCUAUGACGAUGGAAGUGUAUCAGUCAGAUUCGUGACAGCAAAAUCCAAAGUAGCACCACUUACCGCAGUCAGCAUACCUAGACUGGAAUUGGUGGGUGCAGUAUUGGGAUUAAGGCUGACGCUUUCAGUGACAAGUGCUCUGGAGAUGGAUAGUGACCAGUGCACGUUUUGGACGGACAGCAUGAAUGUGCUGUGCUGGAUCAAGGCACAGAGUAGAAGUUUUAAGCCCUUUGUAGCAAAUCGUAUUGGGGAUAUACAGUCGGCCUCGAAUCCAAAGCAGUGGCACCAUGUGCCUACAGAAAUCAACCCUGCUGAUAUGAUAUCCAGAGGAGUGAUGGUUUCACAGUUACAGAAAGACAGUGUCUGGUGGAGUGGGCCGCACUUUCUUACAUUGGAUGAUUCACAGUGGCCGAAUCAGAAAGUUGAAAAACAGGACUCUGACAAGGAAAGAAGUUAA